Messenger RNA from Torulaspora delbrueckii, 939 nucleotides. It is a transcript of the gene RPP0, whose product is annotated as 60S ribosomal protein uL10. The record is from RefSeq and is a predicted model, not a curated record. Bases 1 to 939 code for a protein of 312 amino acids. Gene Ontology annotation, cellular component: cytosolic large ribosomal subunit. Gene Ontology annotation, molecular function: structural constituent of ribosome; large ribosomal subunit rRNA binding. NCBI's taxonomy places the organism in Eukaryota, Fungi, Ascomycota, Saccharomycetes, Saccharomycetales, Saccharomycetaceae. The transcript has a single exon. Gene Ontology annotation, biological process: ribosomal large subunit assembly; cytoplasmic translation; ribosome biogenesis.
AUGGGAGGAGUCCGUGAAAAGAAAGCUGAAUACUUCGCUAAGCUAAGAGAGUACUUGGAAGAGUACAAAUCCAUCUUCAUCGUUGGUGUUGACAAUGUUGCUUCUCAACAGAUGCACCAAGUCAGAAAGGCCUUGAGAGGUAGAGGUGUUGUCUUGAUGGGUAAGAACACCAUGGUUAGAAGAGCCAUCAGAGGUUUCGUUUCUGAAUUGCCAGACUACGAAAAAUUGUUGCCAUUCGUCAAGGGUAACGUUGGUUUCGUUUUCACUAACGAAUCUUUGAAAGACAUCAAGGAAGUUAUCAUUGAGAACAAGGUUGCUGCUCCAGCCAGAGCUGGUGCUGUUGCCCCAGAAGAUAUCUGGGUUACCGCUAUGAACACCGGUAUGGAACCAGGUAAGACUUCUUUCUUCCAAGCUUUGGGUGUCCCAACCAAGAUCGCCAGAGGUACCAUUGAAAUUGUCUCCGAUGUCAAGGUCGUUGAAGCUGGUAACAGAGUCGGUCAAUCCGAAGCUUCUUUGUUGAACUUGUUGAACAUCUCUCCAUUCACUUACGGUUUGAAGAUUGUUCAAGUUUACGAUGCUGGUCAAAUCUUCCCAUCCUCUAUCUUGGAUAUCACUGAUGAAGAAUUGGUCUCUCACUUCGUCUCUGCUGUGAGCACCAUUGCUUCUAUCUCUUUGGCUAUUGGUUACCCAACCUUGCCAUCUGUCGGUCACACUUUGAUCAACAACUACAAGAACUUGUUGGCUGUCGCUAUUGCUUCUAACUACGUCUACCCAGAGAUCGAAGAAUUGGUUGACAGAAUUGAGAACCCAGACAAGUACGCUUCUGCUGCUCCAGCUGCUGCUGCUGCCUCUGCUGGUGAAGAAACCAAGGAAGAAGCUGCUGCUGAAGAAGACGAAGAAAGUGAAGAUGACGACAUGGGAUUCGGUCUAUUCGAUUAA